Messenger RNA from Oncorhynchus mykiss (rainbow trout), 3884 nucleotides. Its product is annotated as F-box/LRR-repeat protein 4. NCBI's taxonomy places the organism in Eukaryota, Metazoa, Chordata, Actinopteri, Salmoniformes, Salmonidae. The record is from RefSeq and is a predicted model, not a curated record. Gene Ontology annotation, molecular function: protein binding. Gene Ontology annotation, biological process: SCF-dependent proteasomal ubiquitin-dependent protein catabolic process. Gene Ontology annotation, cellular component: SCF ubiquitin ligase complex.
UAAUUCCCACAAUGCUCUGCUUCAUAGGCAUUAAUACUCGAUGUAAACAGAAGUGAGAACAAAAGUCUGCCGUUUUAGGAUUUCUGUUAAAAUAAUCUCAGAUAUGGAACAAAGACAGUCUUGCUAUAUGAAUGCUUAGUUUGAUCUACUGUUAACGUCCUGUAUGUGGCUGGGCCUGUAGCCUGCGCUCUGGGGCCUCUUCCCACAAGCCACACCCAGCCCACUGCUCCCCUGACCCACUGUUCCCUAUGCUAACCCUUCUGAGCAUGUUUUACUAUAUCUGUCUGCGGCGCCGGUCCAGGAGCGGAACUCGGGGUGAGGCGCUGACCAGCAGGCGGGCCGUGGAGUCAGGCCAGCGGGCCACCCUGCCCAUCAGCGUGGAGGUGGAACAGUAUGCCAAAGAGGUGCUGGACUUCAGCUCCCACUACGGCAGUGAGAACAGCAUGUCGUACACCAUGUGGAACCUGGCCGGCAUGCCCAACGUCUACCCCAGCUCUGGGGACUUCACCCAGACGGCCGUGUUCAGGGCCUACGGGACGUGGUGGGAGCAGUGUGCCAGCGCACCUCUGCCGUUCCGCCGCACGCCCAAGGCCUUCCAUAGCCAGGACUACAUCGAGCUGGCCUUCGAGGAGCCCGUCUACCCCACAGCUGUGGAGGUGCUGGAGACCUACCACCCGGGGGCCAUUGUCCAGAUCAUGGCCUGCUCCCUCAACCCCUUCUCUCAGAACCCUCCCACAGACGUCAGGUGGGAGGUGUUGUGGGCUGAGGAGCCCACCAAUGUGCUGACCCCCCAGGCCAGGCAGUUCUCCCCCAGCAUCAAGCAGCUGAACUUCCCCACCAACUUGAUCCGCGUGGAGGUCAACAGCUCCCUGCUAAAGUACUACACAGAGCUGGAUGCCGUCGUCCUGCGUGGCCAGAAAGAGAGGCCCAUCCUCUCCCUUUAUAAGAUGCCCAGGAUCGACAUCUGUGACCUGAGUGACAGUGAUGAGGAGCUGUCUGACCCGGGAGCCUCCUUCCGACAGGCCGGGGAUGGCAAGCACAUUAACCUGGGGAAUGGAUACUUCGAUAAACUGCCCUACGAGUUGAUCCAGCUGAUAGUCAGCCACCUGACCCUGCCCGACCUAUGUCGCCUAACCCAGACCUGUAAGCUACUCCACCAGCACUGCUGUGACCCCCUCCAGUACAUCCAGCUGAGCCUGCAGCCAUACUGGGCUCGCCUCAGUGACACCUCCCUGGGCCACCUGCAGGGCCGCUGCACCCUGCUCCAGAGACUCAACCUCUCCUGGACCGGCAACCGCGGAGCCCUCACCCUCACUGGCUUCAGCAGCUUCAUGAAGGCAUGUGGCGGGAGCCUGGUGUGUCUGGAGCUGUCGUGUUGUCACUUCCUGAGUGAACCGUGUCUAGAGGUCAUCUCCCAGACGUGUCCCGGGCUGCAGGAGCUCAACCUGUCCUCGUGCGACCGCCUCCACCCCCAGGCCUUUACACACAUCUCCAAGCUCACCCAACUGCGCCGGCUAGUGCUCUACCGCACAAAGAUAGAGCAAACAGCCAUGUUGAGCAUCCUAACAUUCUGCAUUGAGCUGAGACACCUCAACCUGGGGAGCUGUGUGAUGAUAGACGACUAUGACGUGGUGGCCAGCAUGCUGGCUGUCCGCUGCCGCUCACUGCGCUCCCUGGACCUGUGGCGCUGCAGAAACCUGACGGAGCGCGGCCUGGCUGAGCUGGCUGCAGGGUGCAGACUACUGGAGGAGUUGGACCUGGGCUGGUGCUCCACACUGCAGAGCAGCUCGGGCUGCUUCCAGCACCUGGCUCGCAACCUGCCGUGCCUGAGGAAGCUCUUCCUCACCGCCAACCGCACCGUGUGCGACUCGGACAUUGAGGAGUUGGCUGCCAACUGCCCCGCACUGCAGCACCUCGACAUAUUGGGCACCCGGAUGGUAAGCUCCUCUUCCCUGAGGAAGCUGCUGCAGGCGUGUCCUAAGCUCCUCCUCCUGGACGUGUCCUUCUGCUCGCAGGUGGACGCCCGCAUCGUCCAAGAGCUCUGCGGACUCUUCCCCAACGUGGCCAUCAAGAAGAGCUUUACCCAGUGACCUCACUCAGCCCCACCCUCACACAGGGGCAGUGACACAGGGACACCAGGGGGAGGUGCUAAUUUAGACUAGCAGGGUAGAGUACUACUGGAUUUCCAGUGGGUAGAAUGAAUGGGCCUGAUGGCUGAGAGCACUGAGGCCUAUUGUAAUGUGGACUGAAUGGUUAGGAGUGUUGUGGUGCCCUAAGCAUCAGCUGAACACCUCACCCACACCUCAACACAGUCUCCUCGUGUCAAGCCGCUGAAUGCAAGAAAGAGUCUUAAGAGUAAAACUGUUUGAAAUCAGGGUCACGGCUGCCAAAGCCGCUAGAUUUCAUCAUUGGUCAGCCGGUAACUGACACAUCUGGUGGCUGCUUGUCAUCUGCCCACCCCCCACCACCCUGUGACGCAUUUAGUAAAAUGGGUGACCUCAAUGUUGCAUCUGAAUCUGAAAUCUCAGGGUUUUUAUUUUGUUUAUAUUGUUUUAAUUUGUUUUAUUUAUUUUUGUCCGCGAAACAUUUGAGUCCUGUUUGAUUUCCACUGCCACAGUUUGUUCUGAGACAACAAAAAUUAUGGGAGUUCAUAAAAAUUUACAUUUGGCACUGAUACUGAGACAAAACAUUUUUGGGGUGUAUUUGAUGUUGAAUAUUGUGCAAAUUGUAUGAUUGUAAAAUUAUAUCACUUUCCUUAAUUAUUUAUUGAUCUUGUAGUAUAUUAUUGCACAUCUCCAAUGCUAUGAAGCAUUUCCUUUAAACUGAAACAAAGCUAUUGAGGAAUAAACGCUAUACAAUAGGCUGUACUUGUGAGCACCCACAUUCCCAUACAGAACAUCUUCGCAUGUGCAUGGGAGGUCGUUUCACUCUCCUGCAAAUGUGAUAAUCGAGGGGCAACUACUGCGGAGUAGAUUAGCCUCUCUUAUCCCCUCUCUUCACUAUCUUUGUUGUUGUGGAUAUCGGCCUGAUAUGCAGCUACUGAAAUUUUUUAUAGCUGAAUCUAUCUUUAUGCAAAACCUGAAGUUUCAUUUUGAGCACAUGCUAGCUAGUAUGUGAAGUAUUUUUGUGCCUUAUAUUCAUGACUGAAUGUGGUGUCCAUGUGUGUCAGUGAUUUGUAAUGCUUUGCUUCCUGCCCUCUACCAAAGUUACUAGCAAAUCCCAGGUCCCUCACUAUAGCUUUAUUUGACCAGUGAAGAAACCCAUGCAGAUCUGUCAUCUUGAUUGACACAUGCAAAGCCAUAUUUAUUUUAAACAGAAUCUUAUCUCCAUCUUUCAAUUCCCUUUUUAUUAAGUGGCAGUUAUGUGAAUGUCUGCUUUUUGGAUUACAUUUUCUUUUAUCUGUGGAAACGUGGUCUGGUCACACUCAAAUCACUAAAGUAACCUGCAGAGGCAAACUAUUGAAAAACAUAUUAAUGUCAACACUCGUACAACGAACACACACACACAACAAACGCACACAAUCUGUCAUCCUGCUACACAAAUCUAGUUCCUCUCCUUUGUCCGGUCACUAGUUGACCAAAGUCACCACAAUUUUCACAUUGUAAUGCUACUUUUAUUUAAAGGCAUUUAUUUAUGUGGACCUGCUCUUUUUUGCAGUGAUUGACCUUUCCCAGUUAGUUUUGGAUGUGUGUGUGUGUGGUCAAACUUUGUGCCAUUUGUAAAAACUUUAGUAAUGUACCCUUAACUAAGUGUGAAUGUCAGGUGUGGUGUCAUCAAGACUCGCCGGCAAAUAACCGCUCUAAAGUAUUGAAAAAAGGUUGCACCUCUACUACGACAAAACUGGGUGCUUUAAUUUUAAAUAAACAGAAGGUUGAUGACUGAGA